AUGGUCAGAUUAAUGCCGGUGUUAGGAAGUGCUGGUGUUCCUGGGAAAAGCUCCUCUCUGCCCCUUUCGCUCUACGCCGGCUUCUGCUCAGCCCAGGGGGCCAGUGGUCUGGGCAGCAUCAUCAGGGAGGCAGAUAAUCUGCCUGCCUUUCCUCCCCAGUCUGGAUUCAAACUGCUGACCUUGAGCAAAGCUUCACCACCGCCUCACCGUGGUUCCACCAGCUUUUCAUACCAGGGGCCUCGCCUCCCCUUUGCCAAACGCCACAAAGAAGCUCAGUGGAGCCGUGCGUCCACUAAGGCGUUUAGCGUGUGGACAGCUGUCUGCUGCUCGGAGCCUGCGAGGCUGGCCUGGGGCGUGGGUCAGAUGCUGCUGUUUGACAGAGGUCCAGCUGCAGAGGGACCUGGCACCAAGGCCGCUGGCCGACCGAGCGGCUGGGCCGGCGCCGUCUGGUGGCCACUGCGGCCCAGCUCUGCCCUGAGCCCCCAGCCCUGCCCUGCCCCCGGAGCCCUUCACUGCACCCCCAACCCAGCUCUGCCCUGCAUGCCCCAGCCCAGCCUGGCACCCCCAGCCCAGCCCGGCACCCCCAGCGUUCCCCAGCUCAGCGCCUCCACCUCGCGGGAGCCGGCAUCUCCAGGCUGCGCGCUAGGUACGUGUCCCCGCCCGCCGGCCCGGGUCGCCGGUCUCGCCUCGCGGCUCCCUCCUCCCGGGGCGCGCGCCCUCCCGCCCGGGGCGCCGGUGCCCCCAGAUCCGGACGCAGCCUGGCCGCCCUGCGCCAGCAUCAAAGUUCAUGCUUCGACGUCCCGCUCUGCUCUCCGCCAGUUUCUGCUGUGUCCUUCCCGGUCUCCGGACACGGCACUGCGGGCGGACCCCGGCCGGGUGGGCUCCCCGGGCUCCAACUUUGGCCACCGCCGGGUCGCUGUUCAGAGCGCGGUGUUGAAGUGGCCGGCGCCGAGCGUGGCCGCGCGCACCCGGCUGACUCGCGCCGAGAAUGGAAAGCGGCCUCGGUCCGCGGCCUCGGAGAAGCCGAGCCGAUGGGCCAGCGGGGGACCUGCCUGUAGCGCUCAGCAGUGCUCCAUGGAGGGUUUGCGGAUCCGGCUUGGCACGGGAGGCCCUGUCCGCAGCUGCCUGCUCGGCUGGGCUCUGGCGGUGGCCCUCAUGUGCGCUCUGCUACGUUGCCUUUUCUUUACCGUGGAAUCUAUUCGUUGGCUGUUUGGUGCCCACUCCACUAUGAUAGGACUGUCCCCUUCAUGCACGGUGGAACUGGUCCCCAUCUUCCCCCACGUCUGCCCAUCUACUCUGCCUCCUCCUGCUGGAAAAAGUUGGAUAGACAAAAGGAUCCCUAACUGUAAGGUCAUUUUUAAUAACUCUUUUGCUCUCGACUCAACGUGGGUACAGCCAGAGGAAGCUAUACUAUUCCAUGGAUACGAGAAGCCUCAUUUUCUGGCAAAUCAAGUAGCCCUGUCUUUGUCGAGACCAGCCCCUGCUUCUCGACCGGUGCCCACUGUGGUGUUUGCCCCGCAGCCCAUCCCAGGUGGAUGCCUCAGCAGCCUUAAGCCAGCAGGUGGUGGCCCCACCAUUGCCAUUGCCACUGCAGCUGCUGCUGCUAUGGUGUCUGUGGACCCUGAGGGACUCCGGGGCCUGUCCCCUGCCAGCGUCCAGCCAUACCACUUUGUGACCUUGGCACCCAUCAGAAUCCCGCUGCGGAGUGCCCCGCUCUCAGAUAAAAGCAGAGAGGGUAGCCGAGCACCUCGGCCCCCCGCCCUGAUGCUGCCGACGGAGAGGAAGAGUGGGGCACGACCUGAGGAGGAUCAGGAACCUCCGUCCAUCCUGGUGCGCAGAGAGGAGAGCCUCACCGUGGGCAGCAGACCUGUGGCAUCCGCCCCAGUGCCCGGAUCCCCCUGGUGUGUGGUCUGGACGGGUGAUGACCGAGUCUUCUUCUUCAACCCCACAAUGCAGCUGUCUGUCUGGGAGAAGCCCCUGGACCUGAGGAACCGUGGGGACCUCAAUAGGAUCAUUGAAGACCCUCCCCACAAGCGCAAGCUGGAAACAUCCACACCUGACCACAGUGAGGGGUCCAGCUCAGAAGAUGGAGACGAGGACCAGAGCGUGAAAGCCAAGAGGAACCGGACGGAAGGCCACGAGAGUUCAGAGCCAGAGGAAGUGGCCAGAGAGGACAGAGCCACUAAGACCCCGCCCCCCCAGAUCCUCCUGCCCCUGGAAGAGAGGGUGACACAUUUCCGGGACAUGCUCCUGGAGAGAGGGGUGUCAGCGUUUUCUACCUGGGAGAAAGAAUUACACAAAAUUGUGUUUGACCCUCGCUAUCUCCUGCUGAACUCGGAGGAGAGGAAGCAGAUAUUUGAGCAGUUUGUCAAGACAAGAAUAAGAGAAGAAUACAAGGAAAAGAAGAACAAAUUGCUGCUAGCCAAAGAAGAAUUCAGAAAGCUUCUAGAGGAAUCUAAGGUGUCACCCAGGACGACUUUCAAAGAAUUUGCUGAGAAGUAUGGCCGUGAUCAGAGGUUUCGACUUGUUCAAAAAAGGAAAGACCAGGAGCACUUUUUCAACCAGUUCAUACAAAUCCUUAAGAAACGGGACAAGGAAAACAGACUAAGACUGCGGAAGAUGAGAUGA
Molecule: messenger RNA, 2628 nt
Organism: Elephantulus edwardii (Cape elephant shrew)
Lineage: Eukaryota; Metazoa; Chordata; Mammalia; Macroscelidea; Macroscelididae
Gene: TCERG1L
Product: transcription elongation regulator 1-like
Exons: 17
Coding region: 1-2628 (875 amino acids)
Cellular component (GO): nucleus
Molecular function (GO): transcription coregulator activity; RNA polymerase binding
Source: RefSeq, a predicted model, not a curated record